This is a messenger RNA of Hibiscus syriacus, 297 nucleotides long. RefSeq names its product transmembrane protein 258-like. The record is from RefSeq and is a predicted model, not a curated record. The transcript has 4 exons. The coding region runs from base 1 to 297 and encodes 98 amino acids. NCBI's taxonomy places the organism in Eukaryota, Viridiplantae, Streptophyta, Magnoliopsida, Malvales, Malvaceae. Gene Ontology annotation, cellular component: membrane-bounded organelle. Gene Ontology annotation, biological process: protein N-linked glycosylation.
AUGGAUGGGACAGGAAGAAAUAUAAUCAAAUUCUACAGUGAAGACAGAUGUAAUGUUGAAAAUGCUUCUGCUGCAAAAGCAUUGAGUAGUCCAGUGCCAAUUGAAUGGUACCCAACCCUAGCCGUCGUACUGCUCUCCAUUGGUCUUGUUGUCACCGCUUCCUUCUUCAUCUAUGAAGCAACUUGUACGAAGCGGAAUCGAUAUGUUGUCAAGGAGCUAAUCACUGGAGGAGUGGCAUCAUUGUUCUCGGGAUUUGGGUCGUUGUUUUUGCUGCUUUCAGCCGGUGUUUACGUUUGA